AUGGCAGGAAUCAAGCGCAAACACACCGAGGCGUCCGUUACCUCCAAAGCCUCCGGCGACAAGAAACUCAAAUAUGUGAAGAAAGCCGACGUGAGGAAGGCUGCCGCAGCUGCGGCUGUGAAAGAGGCGAAGAAGCCGUCGAAGAAGAACGUCAAGCGCGCGGAACCCGAGGAGGAGGAGGAUCUUGUCGAGUCGGACACCACUGAGAGCGAGAAUGGCUUUGCCGGCUUUUCCGCUAAGGACGGCGCCGAUGAAGAUGUGAGCAUGGCUAGCGGAAGCGACAGUGAUGUGGAGAUGGAGGACCAGGGCACCGCGGAGAAAGCGUCCAAGAAACCGGCGGCAGCAGACAACGGUGCUGGUACGGGCAAUUCGAGAGAGGCACACCAGAAGCAGAAGCAACUCGCAAAGGAACGCAAGAUGAACAAGCCACUUGGCGACGAACUCCACCGGUCGAAGAAGAUUUGGGAGCGCUUGAGGCUGAAGUCGCACGUCCCGAAGGAUGAGCGCAAGAAGCUUGUCACCGAGCUGUUUAGCAUCAUUACUGGAAGGGUCAAGGAAUUCGUCUUCAAACAUGAUGCUACCCGCAUUAUCCAAUGCGCGCUGAAGUACUCGACUCCGGAGCAGCGCAAGAUGAUUGGCAACGAAUUGAAAGGCGAAUACAAGGCUCUUGCGGAAAGCAGAUACGCGAAGUUCCUGGUUGGCAAGAUUCUCGUCGAAGGUGACACCGAAACGCGCGAAAUGAUCGUCUCCGAGUUCUACGGAUCAGUCAAGCGUCUGAUCAACCACCCCGAGGCUUCCUGGAUUCUGGACGAUAUCUACAGAGGCAUGGCAACGAAGAAGCAGAAGGCAAGGCUUCUGCGGGAGUGGUAUGGCACCGAAUUUGCCGUCUUCAAGGCCGGCAAAAACGAGGAUGUUCCUGAAGAGCUCUCCGAGAUCCUCAACGAGUCGCCGGAGAAGCGGAGGCCCAUCAUGGACUACUGCCGCAACAUGAUCAACGCGCUCAUUCAGAAGAAGAUGACCGGUUUCACCAUGCUUCACGAUGCCAUGCUUCAGUAUUUCCUCAACACCAAGCCUGGCAGCGAGGAGGCAACAGAAUUCCUCGAGCUUAUCAAGGGUGACGAGGAGGGCGAUUUGCUCAAGAACUUGGCAUUCACGAAGAAUGGAGCUCGCGUUGCCUGCCUUGCUCUCGCCUACGGAACUGCCAAGGACAGGAAGAACCUUCUGCGGGUGUACAAGGAGAACAUCGAGAUUAUGGCCUACGACCCCCAUGCUCAUCAGGUCCUCUUGACCGCCCUUGACGUUGUUGACGACACCGUUCUCACCACCAAGCUUAUCUUUCCGGAACUUCUGUCUACGAAUUCAAGUGUCGAGGUGCAACAGGAGAAACUCCUGAACCUCGCUCUCGACAAGGUCGGCCGAAUCACGAUCCUGUAUCCUCUCUGCGGCCGGGCCAAGUGGCUCUUCCCGAGCCCCGAGGACCUGGCCCUCCUCGACGAGGUUCACGCCAUCCGCAGCACAACCUCCAAGAAGGACUCAGAAGUCAGGAGAAAGGAGGUGGUGAAGGCCUACUCGGCGACCAUGCUCAAAGUCAUCGCCGCCGACCCGUCGGCGCUGGCCCAGUCGUCCUUCGGCUGCCAGUUCAUCACCGAGGCUCUCCUCGGCGCCACCGACGGCGACAAGGCCGCAGCGGUCAAGGCCGUCGCCACCCUCGCCGGCGGCGACCCCAGCGCCGAGGACCACCUCUCGCACUUGCCGCACGCCGGCCGCAUGUUCAAGACCCUCACCACUGGCGGCCACUUCGACCCGAAGACGAAGACGACCAAGCUCGCCGACCCGCCGCUUGGCUUUGCCGACGCGCUGUACGACCAGAUCAAGGACCACCUGGUUGAGUGGGCCACGGGCGACAGCUCGUUCGUCGUCGUCGCCUUGGUCGAGGCCGAGGGCUUCGAGAAGAAGGAGAAGGUGCUCAAGGCGCUGAAGAAGGAGAAGGCCAAGUUGGAGAAGGCGGCGAACGGCGGUGCUGACAAGAAGAAGAAGGACAAGAAGGAGCAUGAGGGCAAGAAGGAUAAGAAGAAGCCGAGCGGCAAUCCGGGAUCGAGGAUAUUGCUGGAGAAGCUGUAA
Lasiodiplodia theobromae is the source of this 2121-nucleotide messenger RNA. Its product is annotated as Pumilio domain-containing protein. The record is from RefSeq and is a predicted model, not a curated record. The transcript has 3 exons. Gene Ontology annotation, cellular component: nucleolus. Gene Ontology annotation, molecular function: mRNA binding. Gene Ontology annotation, biological process: regulation of translation. Bases 1 to 2121 code for a protein of 706 amino acids. Lineage: Eukaryota; Fungi; Ascomycota; Dothideomycetes; Botryosphaeriales; Botryosphaeriaceae.